AACUACACAUUUUCUAUUUAAGUAUAAAUACUUACAUAAUGUAAUUAUAGUUAAAAAUCAGUGUAUGUUAGUAAACGUAAAGAAAAAAGGCCAGGCUUUCUGUUGCUAGCUGUUAAGAGAGGGUAGUUUUUAUUCAGCUGCCCGCCAUUACUGUUGAGGGCCAGAGCGACGGAGGCGGCGGCAGCAUCUUGUUUUUUUGGUUGUCAAGAAGAUGGCGGCUUCCUGAAAGGCAUGAGAGGAGGUAGCUACUUCUUAACAAACCGAAAUCGCCGGGGUUAACUUCUUAAAAGUCCUCAACACCAAGACGUUUUACAGAAAAAAUAACACGCAAGGUAGGAAAUGUCUUCUCCUGGUUCCACGGGAUCUGGGACCACCGGUUCGGUCCUGCAGCCGCGGUGGAAGCGGGUGUUGGGCUGGUCCGGCCCGGUUCCCCGACCCCGCCACGGACACAGAGCGGUCGCUAUUAAGGAGCUGAUGGUCGUUUUCGGCGGCGGCAAUGAAGGAAUCGUGGACGAACUGCACGUUUAUAACACAGCCACCAACCAGUGGUUUAUCCCAGCGGUGCGCGGUGACAUCCCACCAGGGUGCGCUGCGUAUGGCUUUGUGUGCGAUGGUACUCGACUGCUGGUGUUUGGAGGAAUGGUGGAGUAUGGCAAAUACAGCAACGACCUGUAUGAGCUGCAGGCUAGCAGAUGGGAGUGGAAGAGACUGAAGCCUAAAGCUCCGAAGAAUGGGCCCCCUCCCUGCCCCCGUCUGGGCCACAGCUUCUCCCUGGUGGGAAACAAGUGUUACCUGUUCGGAGGGCUGGCCAAUGACAGCGAGGACCCCAAAAACAACAUUCCCAGAUACCUGAAUGACCUGUACAUCCUGGAGCUGCGUGCUGGCUCCAGUGUGGUGGGCUGGGACAUCCCCAUCACAUACGGAGUGCUUCCGCCUCCCCGCGAGAGCCACACCGCUGUGGUUUACACAGAGAAAACCAGCAAGAAGUCCCGCCUGGUCAUCUACGGGGGCAUGAGCGGCUGUCGCCUGGGAGACCUGUGGACUCUGGAUAUCGACACCCUCACCUGGAACAAGCCUGCCGUCAGCGGCACAGCUCCUCUGCCCCGCAGUCUCCACUCCGCCACCACCAUCACAAACAAAAUGUACGUGUUUGGGGGGUGGGUUCCCCUGGUGAUGGAUGAUGUGAAGGUGGCCACACAUGAAAAGGAGUGGAAGUGCACCAACACGCUGGCCUGCCUGAAUUUGGACACCAUGACAUGGGAGUCAGUUCUGAUGGACACUCUGGAGGAUAACAUCCCGAGAGCCCGGGCAGGGCACUGCUCCGUGGCCAUCAACUCCAGGCUGUACGUUUGGAGCGGCCGCGACGGCUACCGCAAGGCAUGGAACAACCAGGUCUGCUGCAAAGACCUCUGGUACUUGGAAACAGAGAGACCGCCGGCACCGUCCCGGGUCCAGCUGGUCCGCGCCAACACCAACUCGCUGGAGGUGAGCUGGGGCGCCGUGCCCACGGCCGACAGCUACCUGCUGCAGCUGCAGAAGUACGACAUCCCGGCCGCCGCCGCCGCUACCUCCCCGGCCCUCAACACCACGCCCUCGCUGCCUGGCAACUCUCCCAAGAGCCCCGCUCCCGCCACGGCCGCGCCGUCCGCGCAGACCUUGCCGCUGUCCGGCAUCACCCUCGUGCCCCAGGUCGGCUCGCCGACCACCUCCAUGCCCGGCAGCCCGCUGGCUGCCACCACCGCCCGCGGCCCAGCUAUCCUGAAAGUGGCAGCGCCGCACUCCACUGCUGGAACCUCCAUUGUCACUGUGCGCCAGGCCAACCCGGCUGGGAAAUCUCCUGUCACUGUGACGUCACUUCCUGCUGGCGUCCGUAUGGUCGUGCCUGCACAGAGCAGCCAGGGAACGCCAAUCGGUAGCAGUCCUCAGAUGAGUGGCAUGGCCGCCCUGGCUGCGGCUGCAGCAGCCACACAGAAGAUCCCGCCCUCUUCCACGCCUACUGUGCUCAAUGUGCCAGCUGGUGCAACCAUUGUAAAAACGGUGGCCAUGACUCCAGGCUCCACCACUCUGCCAGCCACAGUCAAAGUAGCAUCACCUGUCAUGGUGAGCAACCCGGCCACCCGCAUGCUGAAGACGGCGGCCGCCCAGGUGGGCACGUCGGCCGUCUCCACCCCUAACACGCCCACGCGCCCCAUCAUCACCGUGCACAAGUCCGGCACGGUCACUGUGGCCCAGCAGGCCCAGGUCGUCACCACCGUGGUGGGUGGCGUCACCAAGACCAUCACCCUCGUCAAGAGUCCCAUCGCCAUGGGAGGGAGCGGUACACUGAUCUCCAACCUGGGCAAGGUGAUGUCUGUGGUGCAGACGAAGCCGGUGCAGACCUCCGCCGUGACCGGCCAGGCCUCCACCAGCCCUGUCACCCAGAUCAUACAGGCAAAGGGUCCUCUCCCAGCCGGAACCAUCCUGAAGCUCGUGACCUCCGCGGACGGCAAGCCAACCACCAUCAUCACCACCACCCAGGCCGGCGGCACCGGCAGCAAGCCCACCAUCCUGGGCAUCAGCAGUGUGUCGCCCACCACCACCACCAAGCCUGGCACCACCACCAUCAUCAAGACCAUCCCCAUGUCGGCCAUCAUGACCCAACCCGGAGCCACAGCAGGAGUGACCAGCACCCCAGGGAUGAAGUCUCCCAUCACCAUAAUAACCACCAAGAUGAUGACCUCCGGCACAGGGACUCCUGGCAAAAUCAUCACCGCUAUGCCCAAGCUGGGUGCAGGCCCUGGCCAGCAGGGGGUGACACAGGUGGUUCUGAAGGGGGCACCGGGUCAGCCAGGCACCAUUCUGCGCACUGUGCCCAUGGGUGGAGUUCGCCUGGUUACCCCAGUGACUGUGUCUGCCGUCAAGCCGACUGUAACCACACUUGUUGUCAAGGGAACAACAGGUGUGACAACUCUGGGCACUGUGACGGGCACCGUGUCGACCAGCCUAGCUGGGGGUAGCGUAGCCAGUGCCAAUGCUUCCCUGGCCACUCCCAUCACCACCCUGGGCACCAUCGCCACCCUCUCCAGCCAGGUCAUUAACCCGGCUGCCAUUACGGUGUCCGCAGCCCAGACCAGCCUGACCACAGCCUCCCCGCUGCCCACACCUACAAUCACCAUGCAGUCGGUGAACCAGCCUACCCAGGUGACCCUGAUUACCACCCCCAGCGGUGUGGAGGCCCAGCCUGUCCAGGAUCUGCCAGUGUCCAUCCUGGCCUCUCCCACCUCUGAGCAGCCAUCUGCCACCGUGGCGGAGGCCGGAGCGGGGGACAUCCCCGGCACCGUCACCCUGGUGUGCUCCAACCCGCCGUGUGAGACACACGAGACCGGAACCACCAACACCGCCACCACCGCCUCGGCCAACAUGGGCGUGCAGCGCGUGUGCUCCAACCCACCGUGUGAGACGCACGAGACUGGAACCACCAAUACCGCCACCACCGCCUCAGCCAACAUGGGCGUGCAGCGCGUGUGCUCUAACCCACCGUGCGAGACGCACGAGACCGGAACCACCAACACCGCCACCACCGCCUCCGCCAACAUGGGCGUGCAGCGCGUGUGCUCUAACCCACCGUGCGAGACACACGAGACGGGCACCACCAACACGGCCACCGUGGCGUCCGCCAGCAUGGGCGGUGCGCGGCAGGUGUGCACCAACCCGCCCUCGGAAACCCACGAGACGGCCACCACCAACACGGCCACCACUGCCAGCUCCAACAUGGGCUCUGACCAGAUGGGCACUGUGGAGAGCAAGUCCCAUUCCCCUUCCUCUUCCUCCGCCUCUCCGCCUGCCGCUGCUGCCGCCCCUGCCACGCCUGGAGUCACCGCCGCCCCUGGGGUCCUCCGGCCUGAGAACCUGCGGACGGGCACCACCUACACCCCCACCACGGCGCGCUCCAACAUGGGCUCGGACCAGACGGGCACCGUACAGAGCUCGCAGUCCGUGGGUGGGGCCGCCUGCCCCGUCUCCCAGCUCUCCCAGACGCCGACUGUCUGCUCUAACCCACCCUGCGAGACCCACGAGACAGGCACCACCAACACCCCCACGCAGUCCACCGCCAACAUGAGCGCCGCUCAGACCGGCACCGUGCAGAGGGUCUGCUCCAACCCGCCCUGCGAGACCCACGAAACCGGCACCACCAACACCCCGUCCACAGUCUCCUCCAACAUGGGCGCCAGCCAGACAGGCACCGUGCAGAGGGUCUGCUCCAACCCGCCCUGUGAGACCCACGAAACCGGCACCACCAACACCGCCACCACCGCCACCUGCAGCAUGGAGGGCGGCGAGGGCACAGCUCAGGGUGGUGACGCGACACAGGGAGACAGCACCGCCUCCGAGGUCCCGCCCUCAGAAGCGGCCAAUCCCGCGACAACACAGAGCAGGGCGAUCACGACUGUGACCCAGGCCACGCCCGCCCCCGGACCCUCUGUGCCAUCGAUCUCUUCGAUCACGGAGUCGUCGGGCGUGGGGCGCGAGGACGCCGCCGAGCUGGCCCAGCUGCAGCAGGCUGGGGCCCAGGCCGUCCUGGCGGUGGGCGGCGAAGCCCAGGGCGUGGAGGGCGCCGGCCCGGAGGAGGCGGGCGAGCCCAUGCAGACGGAGUGCCAGGCCGAGCUGGGCGAGGAGGCCGCCGUCGCCGGCGUGGCCAUGGAGGAGGACGCCGGAGUGGGAGAGGCGGCCACCGUGCUGCAGGUCCAGGUGGAACAGCUGCCCACAGCCAUGGAGACCCAGCCCAGCCAAGAGGAGCAGGAGAUGGAGCAGGGUGCAGUGGCCGGCGCUGGCCAGGACCAGGAGCCCCUGACUCUGCCUCAGGAGCUGAUGUCCGAGGGCCAGCCCACCACCCUGAUGGUGACGGGCCUGACCCCGGAGGAGCUGGCGGUGACGGCGGCAGCCGAGGCCGCGGCGCAGGCGGCCGCCACGGAGGAGGCCCAGGCGCUCGCCAUCCAGGCCGUCCUGCAGGCCGCCCAGCAGGCAGUCAUGAGUGAAGGCGACGGGGGACACGACGGCCACCAGCCGACCACGAUCCCCAUCGUGCUAACACAGCAGGAGCUGGCUGCGCUGGUGCAGCAGCAGCAGCAGCUGCAGGAGGCCCAGGCCCAGGCCCAAGCGGCCGCCGCUGCCGCCGCCUCCGCCUCCGCCCAGCAGCAGCAGGCCAACGCCCAGGCCGCCCUGCCCACCGAGGGCCUCGCCCCCGCCGACAGCCUCAACGACCCCGCCUCCGAGAGCAACGGCCACAACGAGAUGGCAGCCGCCGUCACCAGUGCUGUGGCCAGGCUGCUGCCCAGCACUUCAGCGGAGACCCUGGCCCCCUCCAGCACUUUCGCCCCCUCGCAGCCCAUGGUGGUGACCAGCCCUGCCAAGAUGCAGGCCGCCACAGCUCUGGCCGAGGUGGCUAAUGGCAUCGAGUCUGCAACGGGGAAGCAAGGUGCUGCACCAGCCCUGGUGAAGGCGCCCGUGAAGAAAGAGAACCAAUGGUUUGACGUGGGAGUUGUCAAAGUGACAAACAUGGUAGUCACGCACUACUACCUACCGACGGACGACGCGCCUGCUACUGAUGAUGACUCGGGCGCCAUCCCAGACUACAGCCAGAUGAAGAAGGUGGAGCUGCAGCCGGGCACUGCGUACAAGUUCAGAGUGACAGGCAUCAACGCCUGCGGCCGUGGCGCCUUCUCAGAGAUCUCCGCUUUCAAGACCUGCCUGCCGGGCUUCCCCGGAGCACCCUGCGCCAUCAAGAUCAGCAAGAGCCCAGACGGUGCUCACCUGACCUGGGAGCCCCCCUCAGUGACGUCAGGGAAGAUCAUAGAGUACUCGGUGUACCUGGCCAUCCAGAGCGCACAGGCCGGAGAGCAGAAGGCCUCCACCCCGGCCCAGCUGGCCUUCAUGCGCGUGUACUGCGGGCCCAGCCCUUCCUGCCUGGUGCAGUCGUCCAGCCUGUCCAACGCCCACAUCGACUACACCACCAAGCCCGCCAUCAUCUUCCGCAUCGCUGCCCGCAACGAGAAGGGCUACGGCCCCGCCACACAAGUCCGGUGGCUGCAAGAGUCCAGUAAAGAUGGCUCUGCAGCGAAACCCGCCACAAAAAGACCAGUCUCUUCACCUGACGGGAAAGCCACCGGUCCAAAGAAGGCAAGAUCAGACCAGUGAGGGAUCCCCCCUCCCUCUGCCCUUCUUCCUAAUCAGGACUAUGACUGAACCCAUCUUCCCCCGAUCAUCAUCCACCUGACCACCACACACCACACCACACCACAGCCUCAGCUGAAACCAACAACCAUCCAAAAAAUGAAACCACAGCAAAAACAGCAAAAGAAACGAAACCGAGAUUGACGUAAAUUUGAGACAAACAGCCCCUGUCACUGGGCAUUGUGGUGCCAUGGACGCCUUAUCUCAACCUGUAUUUUUUAUUUUAUUUUAUUUUAUUAAUACUGCUUCUUCAUAAGCAAACAGAUGAAAAGCACAUCUUUUUCCUUUGUUUUUCUUGAUAUAUUUUUUUCUGUCAAAUCUAAACUGCAGCAUUCAAGCAAAAAAUUAAUUGCAUUUACUAGUUUGACAUGUAUUCCCCCACCCCUCCCCCACCCUUUUCUGGCUUGUUUUGACACAAGAACAAUGGAUAGAAAUGAUUACAACUUUGCUCGUAGUCGGUUAGCUUUUUUUUUUUUUUUUUUUAAGUCUAAAGUGAAUAAGACGUUGGGUUAGGAGGAUAAGCAGGACAUGAAGCUUCACAUGGGUGGAUACAUCGAAAUGGAAAACAAAUGGCACUUCACACAAAGGGGAUGCUUUCCAGAGGAAACGACUAGCUUCCGUAGAAAAAAAAUCUAACUAGGCAUCAAACUGGACUCCCGUCUCCUUGUUAUGUUGCAUCACUGUGCGCUUGUACCUUGCUGAAAGGGAAGAGCAGAUCAUGGAUGAUCUCACCAAGUGAAAGAAGAAAGGACUUAGGUUUGUGUAGAUUCAGAGACUUAGAGUAGAACUGAGACUUUUGCCGCACAUUAAAACAAAUCUUGUAAAAAAAAAAAAAACUUCCCAAAAAAUUAGCAAGCGGUGAUGCAGAAGUUCUGCGUGUGGUUUAUUUUUGUAUUUUUUAAAGCUUUUUUCCUUGUGUGUAUGUGUGUACUUCAGAGUGCAUUUUUUUAAAACCUCACUUUUUUCAUUUACUCCUUCCUUCCCUGUUUGUUCACGUAGUUUCCGUGUGUUUGUGGGAAGAGGUGGCGGCGUUGAGGGAGCCACAAUCUUUUUUUUUUCUUUUUUUUUUUAAAUCUUGGAUCGAUUAAUUGUUUGUACUUGUUGUAUCAGAGGAAAUUAAAAAGAAAUGACUUUUUGUAUUUGUUUCGAAGAGGAUGGGAAAACAAAACGGGACUGAAUACCCAGGGAGAGAAGAGGAGGGUUUUUUGCUUUGUUUACUUAACUCUUUCAACGCUUGUAUUCUUUAGUGUACGCCAAAACUGGACAUUAAAGGAAAUUUUCGCAGAGAACACACACACAUCCUCCUCUCCUUUCAUUCUCCCUAUAAACCGCCCUUCAUCAGUUCAGUAGUUUCAACACAGUGCAUUUUUAGCUGUUGGGAUUAAGAGGAUUUUUUUUCCUAACUUGUUUUAGAACGUUGCAGGAAAUAAAACGGAUUUUUCUUCCCAAAUUGUGGAGAAAAAUGUCUGCAGAAAAUGUUGAUAAAAGGAUGACUAUUUACAUUAGUUUCGGGGGCUCUGUAUUUUGCAGAUAUGACAGGGGGGUGGAAGUUUGUGUGUAAUGUGACAGAAAUGUUACCAGAAGGAUGACUUGUAUGUCUUUUUGAAUCGGGGUGGUCACUUUUUUUUUGUUUUGGCGGUAGGGAUCGGGUGGGUUACAAGGAUUAUUGGCAUUGCCAGAGUGUGGGCUCAACUGUAAAUUGGUUCCUUCAUAUAGCAAGAAGAAAAAAUCUUGGCUUUUUUAUAAUUAUCUGUAACAAGUUUUUACAUGUUGGUCAUCUCUUGCUUUUUUGUCUUGACAUAUAAAAGAAACAGAAAUAUCUGU
Molecule: messenger RNA, 8034 nt
Organism: Megalops cyprinoides (Indo-Pacific tarpon)
Lineage: Eukaryota; Metazoa; Chordata; Actinopteri; Elopiformes; Megalopidae
Gene: hcfc1b
Product: host cell factor C1b
Exons: 28
Coding region: 340-6174 (1944 amino acids)
Biological process (GO): regulation of DNA-templated transcription; chromatin remodeling
Cellular component (GO): histone methyltransferase complex
Molecular function (GO): transcription coactivator activity; protein binding
Source: RefSeq, a predicted model, not a curated record